Fusarium venenatum is the source of this 141-nucleotide messenger RNA. The record is from RefSeq and is a predicted model, not a curated record. Lineage: Eukaryota; Fungi; Ascomycota; Sordariomycetes; Hypocreales; Nectriaceae.
AUGGCACACCAGCAAGUUUCCUUUACCACUAUACAGUGGUUGUGGACGGCUAUCCUAUUCCCGGUCAUGACUUUUGUUUUCUACAAGGGUUUCUACAACGAGCCUCAGGCGGGACAGAAGGUUGCGCAGAAGGCUCAAUGA